Messenger RNA from Peniophora sp. CBMAI 1063, 1755 nucleotides. The record is from the annotation of a GenBank genome assembly. Lineage: Eukaryota; Fungi; Basidiomycota; Agaricomycetes; Russulales; Peniophoraceae.
AUGAUGCGUCCCCUUGCGUCCCACUCCGGCAUCCGCACACUGUUAAGGGUAUUACUGGCCGUAGGUGCGGUACGAUGUCAAGACUUCAAUAUACCCCAAAGCUGGCGAAAACCAACGUCUUCGCUGUCGCUGGCCCAGCGUGUAUCGCUGGCGUCAAAUGCCAUCAGUCCGUUGGUAACCUCGAUCAACCCGAGUAACGGGACGAACUAUGAACUAAACACAUGGCAGUCCGCUGGUUUACUAGCAAGCAUCGCACAGCUAGACUACGUAUCAGGCGCACAGAACAAUCAUGAACUUGUUCAACAGAGCGUAUCCGCUUUCCAAAGUAGCCAUCUCGCCUUCUUCGAUUCCCAACUUCCCCGCAACGUGACAAGUGAUCCGCUUAUGUGGGGUCUGGCAGCGUACUACGGGGCGCGCGCAUACAACGAUACUGUGCUUCUGGAUACGUCCAAGUCCAUCUGGUCCUCUGUGCAGACGUACGUCGUCAGUGCCCAGAAUGGUGCAUCCGGGACCCAGGCAACGAAGAAUGGCACCUUCUCCGCAAGCUGCUUGUCCAAUUCGAAUUAUACCUCCGCCGGGGCAGUCUUCUGGCAAGCAACGAUCCCUAACAAUUACAUGUCCAACGCGGAGACAGUGGGCGCAUAUGUGGCCCUAUCUGCGCACCUAUGGGAAGCUACGAGAGACACAGAAUACCUCGAUUCUGCAGCACAAUCCGCGCAGUUCAUGUACAAUUACCUGUACUCGAACGAGCUUCAAAUCAUCUGGGACACCUUUGAUCUGAAAGCAUGUACAGUAAGCCAGCUGAACUGGACUUAUAACCAAGGGUUCUUGAUGGAGGGCCUCUCUAUCUUGAGUUCGGCGCCGGUGAUAUCGAACACGACUUGGACAUCUCUGUUGAGAACGCUCGUCAGUUCGACGACCCUCUUCCCAGCGUGGACCAGUCCAAACGGCACUAACGCCGGAGUAUUGAUCGAAGCAUCGAACAUUAAUCCAAGGGUGAACUCCGUGCUCUUCGACUACCGAAACGUAUUCAUCAACGCCCUACUCGAGAUAUGGGCUCGUAUACCUUCGAAUGACCCAAUGGCGGCUUUCAUUGAAGCAUUCGUCAUUGUACAGUUCAAUGCCCUGCAAGAUCUCGCAUACAAUCACGAUACGUACUCUCCCGUCUGGACGGGGCCGCAGCUUCCUCAGAUGGUUCCAUGGGGUCAACUAGCUGCUAUACCGGUCCUGAGCGCAGCAAUCAAGAUGGCACCGAGCCCGACGUCGAACGGGACUGCAACUUCGACCCCAUCAUCGCCAGCCGCAACAUCCGGUGCAGCGUCUUCAAGUUCGGGUUCGUUGUCCGGAGGCGCAAUAGCUGGAAUCGUGAUCGGAGCAGGCGGAGUGCUUGCCCUAGUGGCGGCAAGUGUGAUCUUGGUCCGACGCCACAAGAGGCAACGCGCAUCUGAGGAAAAUGAACAACAGGCUGCUGUACAACCGUUCAUGCCCAGCGCCGUGUACAGGCAGCCUGCGGGAACGGCAGAAAGUGUCAGGCAGCUACCGGCGGACUACAGCAGGAAGGAUCGGCACGGUUAUGGCUCUGGCCAACGCUAUGUUGGAAGUCCGUUGCUCACCGUUCCGGAUAGUGAAGAGCCUCCGUCUGCUCUCCCCACGGGCGGGCAGGCAACUUCGACCGACUUCCUAUAUGAGGUCAUCGAGCAAGUCAUGGACAGGAUGCGUGGACGGGAGGAACCGCCUGCAUAUACAGGUCAAUAA